AUGAUCUCACCGCGCGCCAUCGCUGCUACUUCUCGAGCUCGCCUUCGUGAUGCGGUGUAUGCUGGUCCUGUUCGUCGCCUUGUCGGCAACACCAAUGUCAAGCCCAGCCUCGCCGCCAGUGCACGUCUGAGAACCAUUCAUGGGAACUCGGCUCAGCGGGCGCAGCAGGUCGCGCAAUCCCCUCACCUCACUUCACCCCAGCUCUCUCAGACCGACUCACAAGUCGUGGUUCACUGGGGAGAUGGUCGCAGCUCGACAUUCGACAACCAGUUCCUGUUUGACCACUGUCGCUGUCCGUCGUGCUUCCACCCCAAGACCUUGCAGCGCCUCAAGACUCUUGGUCCGGUGAACCCGGACAUGAGGAUCAACUCCAUCGAGCUAAAGAAUGACGCCCUUCACAUCACCUGGGGGACGACUCCGGCUCAUCAGUCCACCUUUCCUCUCGGCUUCCUGCAACAGGCCUCCUAUGAUCCCCCUCUGCUGAACCGCGACCAGCUUCUGGACCGAACUCCACUCAAGCUUUGGGGUUCCAGCAUUGCAGAGAAUCCACCCACCGUCACAUACGACUCUGUCAUGCCUGAAAAGACCGGUGCUGAUGCUGAGAAGGGUGUCAUGAAGUGGCUCGAGAAGGUGCACGACUAUGGUUUCUGUUUCGUGACGGGUGUCCCGACAUCUGCCACGGCCACAGAGGAGCUCAUCCGUCGGAUGGCAUUCAUUCGCGAGACUCACUACGGAGGCUUCUGGGCGUUCACGGCAGACAUGUCCAAAGGCGACCUUGCUUACAGCAACGAAGGCCUGCCAGCCCACACCGACACUCCUUACUUCACGGACCCUGCUGGGCUGCAGAUCUUCCACUGCCUCUCUCACCCUUGCCCUCCCGGGACUGGUGGCGAGACGCUUCUGGUUGAUGCCUUCUACGUCGCCGACCAGGUCGCUAAGCGUGACCCAGCUGCAUACGAAACCCUUUCGCGCCUGGCAGUUCCCUUCCACGCCUCUGGCAACGAGGGGACGAUGCUUCGGCCUCCUGUAAGCCAACCAAUCCUCCGCCACGACCACGUUGGCCGUCUGCAGCAGGCUCGGUGGAACAACGAGGAUAGGUGUGUCCUUGGAGAGGGAUGGACCCCUACCGAGAUUCGCCAAUGGUACGCUGCCGCUCGCCUCUUUGAUGACAUUUGCACCAGCAAGGAGGCCGAGUAUUGGGUCAAGCUUACACCCGGAACUGUCGUUGUGAUCGACAACUGGCGUGUCAUGCACGGUCGCGCAGCUUUCACAGGGCAGCGGACCAUGUGUGGCGCGUAUGUCGGCGCGGACGACUGGCGUUCCCGCCGCCGCGCUCUUCUCCGCCAGUUCAGCUCGACCGGCUCUGCUGACUGGAACUCUGGAUGGUAA
Molecule: messenger RNA, 1389 nt
Organism: Cutaneotrichosporon cavernicola
Lineage: Eukaryota; Fungi; Basidiomycota; Tremellomycetes; Trichosporonales; Trichosporonaceae
Exons: 7
Coding region: 1-1389 (462 amino acids)
Biological process (GO): carnitine biosynthetic process
Cellular component (GO): mitochondrion
Molecular function (GO): trimethyllysine dioxygenase activity; iron ion binding
Source: RefSeq, a predicted model, not a curated record